Molecule: messenger RNA, 2948 nt
Organism: Aspergillus candidus
Lineage: Eukaryota; Fungi; Ascomycota; Eurotiomycetes; Eurotiales; Aspergillaceae
Product: Palmitoyltransferase akr1
Exons: 7
Coding region: 346-2559 (737 amino acids)
Biological process (GO): protein palmitoylation
Cellular component (GO): Golgi membrane
Molecular function (GO): palmitoyltransferase activity; protein binding
Source: RefSeq, a predicted model, not a curated record
GCCUUUCCCCCUUCUCGAUUCCAUCUGCCUGGUCUUCUGAAUCCCCAAAUUUUCUUGUUCUGUUUGUUAUUCUUGAUCUUUUUCGCUUUCCGCCAGGGGACAUAUAUUCUUUUCCCGCACAUAAUAUUCUUCCUGUUUCUGUUCAUUCGAUCUGAUUUCAGACGUAUAGGCGACUCUGACCUUUCUUCCUUUCGUGACUUUGACCGCGCAAUGGUUGUUGGGAUACCGUGAAAGAAAUCGCCAGACCGAAACGCCUACCACCUUCUCUCAUCCGUUUUUUUUUUUUUUUUCGCAUAUCUUCUUGCUGACGGCUGGGUCGGGCGCUUUAUCUCCUAACCAGAAAUUAUGGGAGGGCCACGAUUAAAUACGCACACCAUGUCUCCGCCGGGGUCGCAGAGCAAUAGCAGCUCUGCUGGGCUGGAUUCCAACAACUCCUCUCCCUCCGAGCGCAAAAGCACGGCUUCUCCUCCACAAGUCGCCCCUCAAAACGCCAGCGUUGAGCUCAAACAGAUGAACAAACCGGCGCGUCGCGGGGGUUCAAUUCCGCUUGGAGAGGACGUCAUGCAGAUUGCCCGAAUCGGGGAGGUCCCAGCCAUGCAAAGGUUGUUUGAUGAGAAAAAGUUCACGGCAACCCAUGCCGAUGAAGAAGGGAUAACUCCGCUACAUUGGGCGGCGAUCAACAACCAAUACGCGAUGUGCAAGUUCUUGUUGGAUUCCGGCGCCGACGUGAACGCCAAAGGAGGGGAAUCGGUAGCAACACCAGCAAUGUGGGCUGCUCAGCGAUGCCAUUAUUACAUUGUCCAUUUACUCCUCCAACGCGGCGCAGACCCUCUUCUUACGGAUGUCCAAGGAUACAACAUCUUACACCUGGCUACUAUUGAUGGAAAUGCGUUUUUAUUGGUGUUGCUGCUGCACCAGGAAAUACCGGUGGAUGUCGUCGAUCAACAGGGCCAUACCGGUCUGAUGUGGGCAGCCUAUAAGGGAUUCCCUGCGUGUGUGGACCUGUUCUUGCGCUGGGGCGCCAAUCCAAACACAGUUGACGAUGGCGGUCUCACCCCCCUUCAUUGGGCUCUGGUGAAAGGAUCCUUGCCUUGCGUUCAACGACUCGUAGAGUAUGGAGCGGAUAGGUUUUCCAAGACCAGUGAUGGUAAAACGCCCGCGAUAGUUGCGGGGGAGAUGAACACCACCCGGGUGUGGUACCGGGCUUUGGACGAGUGUGGGUAUGACCUGGACGGGAAUUCAAAGACGCUGCCUUUUGGCUUGACGACUUGGGUGAGGAGCAAAAACGCGAUGUCGAAGUUUUUCUUCCUCUGGCCCUUUCUUAUUGUCUUUGUGGCCAUUUGGAUCCUCAGCAACAUGCCGAUCUAUCUUUCCAUUCCAAGCACGCUCGUGGUGGCGUUUGGCCUACAGUGGGUAGCGCAGAAGGCGGCCAGCCAGGGUCCUUCCGAGUAUCGAGUACUCCAGAAAACACCAUAUCUAUCGGGUGUAUUUGCGGGCACUUUGUUCUGGGUUGGAGUCAGAUACGUUUUCCACGUCCUACCAGCGACUUUUUCUUCGUCCCCAAUUUUGAAUGUGUCAUUUGCAGUCUUUUUCUGCCUGACUGCAUAUUUCUAUGGUUGCUCGAUGAUAGAGGACCCCGGAUUUGUGCCCAAACUCGGCAGCCGGAACCAGCAGAGGGCUACUAUUGCCGAACUGUUCGAGCAGUGGAAGUUCGAUGAAGAGAACUUUUGUGUUUAUUGCAUGAUCCGAAAGCCCUUGCGGAGCAAGCACUGCAAGCGCUGCGCGCGUUGCGUGUCGAAACAUGACCAUCAUUGCCCAUGGAUUGACAACUGUGUCGGAACAAAUAAUCUACGCCACUUUGUCUUGUAUAUCACCUGCUUGGAGAUCGGCAUCCUCUUGUUUUUGCGAUUGACAUUCAACUACAUCAAUGUUCUGCCAUCUCCUGCGGAGGCCACGUGUAGUGUCAUCAAUGAGAAGUUGUGCUCCUAUGUUCUACGCGACACCUUUACCCUCAUUCUUGUCUUGUGGGUUUGUAUUCAGCUGGUCUGGGUCACCAUGUUGUGCGCGGUUCAGCUGGUUCAAAUAGCGCGGAACCAGACGACGUACGAGAACAUGAGAGGUCACUCGAUUGACAGGAGUUACCCAAGCUCGCGCGCCUUUGCCUCUGCCAUGACCGCUGGAACUACAUCAUUUGAUGCUGCUGGUCUCUCAUCCAACGGCCAAGGCCCAAAUCCGAUGCUUGGCUCAUCCCACCGACAACGGCGUCAUGGCUGCUUACAACAAUGGUCGUCUCUUCUCGGCGUUGACGCCUUCUUCGCGACGGCACGGGAUGGGUUGCGCGAUCGUGUGCGGACUGGCCGGCCCAAGAACCCCUUCUCCAGGGGAGUUGUUACGAAUUGCCGGGAUUUCUGGUGCGACUCGACGCCGUAUUUCGGCCGACGGGAGCCUGGAGUUGCGAUGCUCGGCGGAGAGACCAUCAACUAUAACCGCAUGUACGAAUCUCCGUCACAGAUGUAUAGUGGCGGGGGGUACCGCAGUGUAGCCGGUGAAGAGGUUUGAGGACGGUUGUCCGCAUUCCUUGCCAUUGCGGCUGUUUGUCGCCGAAGUUGACAUGAUGAUGACCAUGUACGUGGCUUAGAGGCUUUAUGUUGAUAUGUAUACAGGACAGUGUUAGAUGGAGCGUGUGAUAUCCUUUCUUGAGCUUUUGUUUGAUUGUCAUGCUUUGCAUGUAGGAUAGACCACAGGUAUUCAUAUGCUGUGCCAUGAAUAAUAAAACGGUGCGAAGACUAUUCCUCAGCCUCGAGCACCUGUUUGUAUAGACUGGAACUGGAACUGGGUCUGCAGUCAUGGUCAAGGGGUCAAGACCACCUAAUGAAGCCAGCGACCCAGGGUACUUAUUGGCACGCUGUAGGUAGAAACCAGGAUAUUUGACCGAUGCAAGUCUAAAG